CCCCUCGCCCCAGGCGGCUUGGAACAGCGCAGGCUGGGUCUGGCGGUUGCUGCAGCCGCGCUGACUGCGGGGACCCGCGGCCCAGAGCAGCCGGGCUCCGCGGGCUGGUGGUCGGUCGUCGUGGAGGCGGCGCCGGGGGCGCGGCGGGCGGCGGGCCGCUGUCGCUGGGCUGGGAGGGGCGGCGGCCAUGCUGCGCUGGCUGCGGGGCUUCGUGCUGCCCGCGGCGUCCUGCCAGGAGGACAAGGAGGAUUACUUUCGCUACCGGAUUCUCUUCGAAGACUUGGACCGCGAUGGUAACGGGGUCCUGGACAUCUCAGAGCUCCGGGAGGGGCUGCAUAACUGGAGCUCGUCGUUUACUCCGCAAUCGGAGAAAGCUAUUUUAAAAGCUGCAGAUACCAAUGCUGAUAAUAAGUUGGACUUUGAAGAAUUUAUGAAAUACCUUCAAGAACAUGAGAAAAAAAUGAAGCUGGCAUUUAAGAGUCUAGACAGAAAUAGUGAUGGAGUAAUAGAAGUUUCAGAAGUCAUUGCUGCUUUCAAAUCACUGGGUGUAAAUAUUUCUAAGGCUCAGGCAAAAGAAAUUUUACAAAGCAUUAGUAAUGAUGAGACACUUACAAUAGACUGGGAUGAAUGGAAGUACUACUUUUUACUUCGUCCUGCAAAAGAUAUCAAUGAAAUCGUUCGUUUCUGGAAACGUACUUCCGUAGUUGACAUAGGGGAGAGUUUAGCUAUUCCAGAUGAAUUUACUGAAGAAGAAAAGCAUUCUGGAGAUUGGUGGAGACGUUUGGUGGCUGGGGGAAUAGCUGGUGCAGUUGCUCGGACAUGUACGGCACCUUUUGACCGAUGGAAAGUUAUGAUGCAGUUUCAUAGCUUACAGUCAAGGAGAAUGAGAUUGAUUAGUGAGUUUGAGUUGAUGAUAAAAGAAGGAGGAAUUCGUUCUCUUUGGAGAGGAAAUAGUGUUAAUGCUUUAAAAAUUGCGCCAGAAACAGCACUCAAGUUUGGGGCCUAUGAACAGUAUAAGAAAUGGCUUAGUUUUGAUGGUGCUAAAAUAGGAAUUGUUGAGAGAUUUAUAUCUGGUUCAUUGGCUGGUGCAACUUCUCAGACUUGUGUUUAUCCCUUGGAGGUCCUAAAGACCAGACUAGCUAUUAGUACAACUGGACAGUAUACAGGGGCUAUUGAUUGUGCCAAGAAAAUUCUGAAACAAGAAGGUGUCAGAGUCUUUUUCAAAGGUUAUGUUCCUAACUUGUUAGGAAUUAUACCUUAUGCAGGCAUUGAUCUUGCUGUUUAUGAGCUUUUGAAGAACUACUGGCUAGAACAUCACGCAGAAGACUCUUUAAACCCUGGAAUCAUGAUUUUGUUGGCAUUCAGUACAUUUUCUCAUACUUGUGGUCAGGUAGUCAGUUUUCCUCUGAAUCUUAUUAGAACUCACAUGCAGGCUAAAGCACUGGAAGAAAGCCCACCUUCUAUGAUUGAUUUCAUUCAAGAUGUUUAUAACAAAGAAGGAGCAAGAGGAUUUUUUAGGGGUCUCACCCCCAACAUCAUAAAAGUGCUUCCAGCAGUAAUCAUCAGUUGUGUGACUUUUGAAAAAGUAAAAAAUUAUUUGGGAUUCAUUUAAAACUGAAAUUGUCAUUGUUGUAAGGUGGCCACUGGGUUAUAGAGAGAAAUGUAUCUUUUCCGAAAAGGAAAGAUAUAUCAAAAUUUUUUUGAAAAUAUUUUUUCUUUAUCUAUUACAAAGUCUAUAAAUUAAAUAAUUACAUUGUAAUGUUGUUUAAAUUUAAAGCCCUUAAUAUUUUAUUUACAUUUCCCUCUACUUUCUCUUGUGUCCUAACUUAAAACUUGUUUUUAAUGGGCUUGAUUAUACCAUAGUACUAUUAUAAAAAAUUUGGUUAGUUAUAGCAGCUCUUAUUGUUAGACUUUUUGUAUUUAAACACUUUUUUUUAAAAAAAAAACUGUGCUUAAAAUGUUUUAUAUAGUAAAAGAUAAAUCAGUACGUUUAAAAUUGAUAUUAUAGCCAGUGAUUGGAAUUUUUCUUACUAAUAGUAGACAAUCACAAUGGAAAAUUGGUGUUAUAAUUCCUCCUAUCAUAUUGUGAAUGGAAUCAUGGUAAUAUGUUAACAAAGUCUUACUUCUCUGGGUACUUUUAUUUGUAAAUAUAAACACUUCUGAUUCACUUUUAUUCUCAUAUUCUCAGUUUUUAUAAGGAAGUUGGCACUGAGAACAAUCUACUGAACAUAUUUUAUUCUAUGGUUGAAAAACAUUUGAAGGGAAG
Erinaceus europaeus (western European hedgehog) is the source of this 2266-nucleotide messenger RNA. Its product is annotated as mitochondrial adenyl nucleotide antiporter SLC25A24-like. The record is from RefSeq and is a predicted model, not a curated record. Gene Ontology annotation, cellular component: mitochondrial inner membrane. Gene Ontology annotation, biological process: transmembrane transport. The transcript is spliced from 10 exons. Bases 188 to 1612 code for a protein of 474 amino acids. NCBI's taxonomy places the organism in Eukaryota, Metazoa, Chordata, Mammalia, Eulipotyphla, Erinaceidae. Gene Ontology annotation, molecular function: ATP transmembrane transporter activity; calcium ion binding.